Messenger RNA from Malassezia sympodialis ATCC 42132, 441 nucleotides. RefSeq lists its product as uncharacterized. Lineage: Eukaryota; Fungi; Basidiomycota; Malasseziomycetes; Malasseziales; Malasseziaceae. The record is from RefSeq and is a predicted model, not a curated record. The transcript is spliced from 2 exons. Bases 1 to 441 code for a protein of 146 amino acids.
AUGAGGGAGGAUGUCGUAGCGGGCCUGUCCCAGCGGAUCUGCGACCACAUGAAUAGUGACCAUGCUGAUGCUGUGGCACAUUUGUGCAUGUUCCAUGCUCGACUUCCUCGCUUGCCUCCUUGGUCGGCGAUGGAAUCUAUUUCAGCCACGACUAUGGUCCUCCAAUAUAAAAGCCCUGAAGCCGAAUAUGAUGCCUCGAGCGCAAGGUUAUGCACUAUUCAUAUAUCCUUCGAUCCACCUCUCGAGUCUUCGAUGGAUGCAAGGAAACGUCUAGUCGCUAUGAGCAGAGAAAGUGAAGAACAGAAUCGAAACCACUACAAGCAGCCCGAGCACUUGGAAUGGUAUGGCUAUGUUCCAUACGGCAUUCAAGAUACUGGCAGCAAUCUGCCUCGUGUUUUAUCUAUGUCAUUUGGUCCAACACAUAAGUUGUGCAUGGGCUAA